Messenger RNA from Pomacea canaliculata, 7981 nucleotides. RefSeq lists its product as uncharacterized. The transcript has 19 exons. The record is from RefSeq and is a predicted model, not a curated record. The coding region runs from base 3028 to 4833 and encodes 601 amino acids. Lineage: Eukaryota; Metazoa; Mollusca; Gastropoda; Architaenioglossa; Ampullariidae.
CAUUGAAUGUAAAAUGUUAUUUUUUCAUCGUUGUUAUUCUGAAAAUCUUUUAUCGUGAUUAGUAUAAAACGAUAUCGAUUGCAUCGCAGUUCUGAUUUCUUCGACUUUGAAGUUCUCGCAAUAUAAAGUGCAACUGUCGCUGCCUCAGUCUGUAAGCACUCCGCAGAUUUGAGUCGUCAUUGUGACUUUUCAAAACGGCAGACGAUUGUAAAAUGACAUCGGGCAAAAGUCAAAAAAAAAAAAAAAAAAAAAAAAAAGGAAAGAAACAAAGCACAAGGGGAGGAGGGGGGAGAUAAAAAGCAAAGUCUGCGGGUAAACUAGACACUUCCUGUCAUUCAAGUGCAUACAGUUCAUCGAUUAGCCAAUCACGACACUUCAGGGGCGUGGCAUUUGCCUGUCUCACCCGGCGAUAAUAGUGGUACAGCGGAGGGAGUAGACGGGAAGGGCCGCGUGCCAUCAUUCGAUCGCCCGGAGACGUCCGCGCGCCCGCGCGAUCCCAUUGCGCAGUAGCAUCAACCUUGCCAGUCUGGCGGCUGGACACCGGCUCCGUCCGUCGUCAGGGAAAGACGCUGGUCCAUCCCGCUUGUGCUCUUUCAUACAAGGUCCCUGAAUUUCGUUCUGGCAGUCUGAGGCCCGUUGGAUACUCGGGGUAGCUGAAAGCAUUUCUCAAGAACACUGCAAUGCAGUGCCUGGCUUUGCUGACAAUCGCAGAUCUUCACUUUACACCUAAGAGGAAAUGACUCAAGAAGGCUUCGUUCGUCAAAGGACUCCCGUCUGGCGUGACAAUGGAACUUACUGUGGCGACACCUGUGAAAUCCCCCAGCUUGUUAAUCACUAAUCCUAGACCCAAUGUUUUUGUCUUCAAAAGUGUAAAGUCUUUGUGGAUAUGAGUCGACAAGAAUACAGCUGCUUCACAACACAGACCAAGGAUUCAAUUUUUUGAUAUGUAAGCUUUCCAAAACUUUUCCCGGUAAAUGCUGCAGUGUGACUAAACCUUUGUCAUUCUGAGCACGGAUAAUCAAUGCUUUUCAUUGAGGUGGGGCAGGUAACUCAAGCUGGGCUCGGGUUUGUCAGAAUCCUACCGGACUCACCAGAACGAAACCUAUAUUUGUCCAUUGAUUCUGUCAAAAUGUUGCGGAGAAAGCUCGAUCUUCGUUCCUUCAUAAGCAAGACGCCCAGCAUCUGAAGCUGAGAUUUUGAGGACGACCUUUUAGAUAGAAGAAAUGAAAGUGUGAGACAGUGGCGACGACACAGACGAAGCUGUCAGAAGCUGGAGACGCGCCGAGUUCGUUCCCUCGCUCACCUGGCUCUAGACGGAAGACAAUUACCCUUCCAGCUCGGAGGGCGUGGUUGGGCUGAGGGUGGAACCUUCACGUCACAUGUCUCCUUACCUUGGCAAUAUGGAAAUCUGCUUCAGGUGAGCGCUGAAACUGUGUGAGGCAGCGGUAGAUGUAGUGCUGCGGGGAGAAAGAAAAAAAUCGACAGUUAAAUCACGAAAUUUAUUUCCGUCGGUGAUAGAUGAUGGUAGAGUUGGCUUCUACGACAGGAAGACCAGAAACAGCGUAGUUAAAGUGUACUCAGCAUCCAUCGCCAUUUAUCGGUAAAUCUCGGCUGUGGGAGUCAGCAGCCAGCACAGCCGGUAAUUUGAAAAGGUUGGCAAGAAUGUUUGCUACAACUGUGGCUAGAAAAGAAAGAAUAGACGUAAGAACAUCGCAGUAAGGCUAGGAAGAAACUAGGUGCCAGUCAGUGCGAAAAAAAAAGUAAUAAAUAAGGCUGGCAAUGGCAAAGAUUUGGCAGUAGUAACGAUACACUGCUGAUAUCGUCAUUAAAGAAAUUAUCGUCUCCUUCUUUUUCCUUUCCUUUGUCCCUAUCAGAAAAAGGAGCAUCCUUCAAAAGAGGAGCGUUUGCAAGUGUGCUUUUAGAGUGAUGGAGUUAAGAUAGUCAAUUAUUGGUGUUAUACAACUUCAUCAUAGACACUGCUGGGACGCACAAUCAAGAAGAGUAGGUUCGAGUACUUGAUUUCUGUAAAAUAAUAAAAGAAAAAAAAAAGAAAUCUCGCUGACAUUAUCCCUCAGGGACUGAACAGGAAAGCAACGAAGGAGGAAGUGAACUGGAACUAAUGUAAAGUGACGCGUAGCUUUGUUUUGUGAGGCAUCCUCAGGCUUGUCAGAAAGGUGUUGCUGCCCUGCUUCUACAGCCUCGUUCUCAAACUGUAGAGCGUGGACAUCUGACGAACCCUGGUUAAUAAAUCACACUCUGAGUAGUUUUUUUUUAAUUAUUGUCCCUGGUUAAUGGGUUCAUCUGAACUGAACUGCUGUUUACAGGAUCUGAACGGUUGAGUGCCAUUCAAAAAUUGCUAGUCAUUAAUAAACUAACACGACUUCUGUUUUACUCGUGUGGGACAAUUGAUGGACAUAGAAGGGUUCUACACUUGAUCACUGAUAAAAUAGAAGAUAAGAUUUCUGUGGCUGGAUUUUACAUCAGUUAGAAUAAUUACUGACGCCGACGCACAAGCAGUACAAAACUGUCAUUUAUUAUUUUUUUUUAUUUUGCUUUGAACUGAGUUUAAGCUUGGUACUGUUCCCAGCGCUUGCCAAUAUUGUAUUGUCUUCCUUUUUGUGGAUCUGCUUAAACUACUGAAAAAGCUUUUUCUCAACAAUCUUUCUACUGUGUUACAUCGAAUGCGAAAAUGAAACGACACUUGACUAAGACGAAGAAAUGUUCCAUUGACUGUUGAGACCUAACGGUUUGUGGCGGAGCCUACAAAGGUCACACAGAGGCAUUCAUUAGGGUCAGGAACAGCAGCUAAGGAUUGGUGACUGUCGUUCCCUUGUCAACCCACGAGGCUGUUUCUUUGACAAGACCGUAGCAGCUUCAUAGAGCCGACUUGUCCUUGCCGUGGAGCAGCCAGACGCAUGCUGUGCACCAGGGGGGCCUCUGCGUCGCACGCAUCCGUCAGACAUUAACGUGAAGUUGCUGCUGCGUCGUCGUCCGGAGACGGUGUGGUGUUGCAACCGCCUUUCCGUCAUGGUUCUUCUCGCAGUCGUCUCCGUCGGGGGUCUCCUGGUGCUGUCGAUGGUGUGGAUUUUACCCAGCAUUCACCUGACAGCUGCGCGGACUUUCGGCUUUGGUUCUCCACGGAGACAAGCUAAAGGUGCAGACGCUACCUGCGAAUUUCCUGAUUAUCUUCAAAGUCCCGACAAGGACGGCGAACUGUUACCAUGGAACACGUGGAUGUGGUGGUUGUACCUGAGACAUACUCCCAAGUGGUCAGAGAAGCAGGAGGUUUACGUCAAGGGCUCACACAUGUGGCGCCAUCGGGACCGACAUAACCUGAAGUCAUGUGACCGAAGUCCACGCAGGGUGUACUCUGCGACCACCUUUGGCGACUGCACCGAACGAGAGCUUGUGUACAACCGCACGUGCAUCACGGAGCAUACCUCUGGAAAGUUCAGGGUUAUUCAGUACAAUGCUGACAGAACCCACCGUUUCACCUGUAUGAAAUUCGUUCGACGCAGUGACAACGUUGUGCAGGUGUAUGAAGGGCCUCUGAGCGAGUCCAACGAUGAGGAUUUGUGUGACGACGACAAAAUGUCCCUUGAUGAAUGGCCCUGGGUUGCGGAAUGGCACCAGCGUCCUUACAUCUGUCAUGUCAAUGGGGGCUUUACGUUCAGGACUAUCCGGCGUUUGACCAAUGAGGACUUGUGCGAGACAGAGUGGCGUCGAUCCCAUCUGGAGGUGGAGUGUGUGCGAGGAGAUGGCCUUCAUUUCAUGGCCCCUUCAGGCUCCAACUGCAACCCCUUUCUCAAAGAUGGAGACUUCAAGAGUCUGAGCUGCUGGGCUGGCUGGGACGAAGGUGACUACAUCUUCCUAGUAGCAGCGGAUGCCAACAGUCCCCGAUUUUGCUUACGGUUUCCGAAGUAUCAGAACGGAGAGUUUUCUACCUUGGUUUACUUCAGCGUCAUCUGCCCCACGGAGCAUGAUGGGAAGCCUCCACUGGGUAUUGAGUACUACGAACUGCGCAUGCGCAGAAAAGAUUUGUUCUCGUGCGAAGACGAAAACAUGGUGCGGUGCAGCGAGGUUUUGAAGGAUGGAGGGUGCAGCAAGCACGAGGCGUUGGCCAAGCAUUGCCCCCGCUCCUGCAACCUCUGUGGUGACAAGGAGUACGAGGAGAGUUCGAGGUCACGAUGCUGGUUUGACCUGCGUCUCUACGGCGACUGGGUGCUCUACGAGGCCGACAGAAAAGAGGAGGUGAAGGUCGACCGAGACAGCCUGACCUUCUCUCUUCUGGGGAACUUCCGGUGCUGGAAGACCCUCAGUGAAACGGACUACCUGUACACUACGCUGUCAAAGUUCAGGAACGGCUGUUCCCCGCGAUACACAUGCUUCCAGUUCAAGCGACGCAACAACAAUGUUCUUCAGUACCGCGUCGGACACAGCUACCGAGAGGAUCUGGAGGCUGAUAGACUAUGUGCGUUCGAGAGGACAGCUACCCUCUCAUGGACACCUACCGAAGCUUUUACUUCAAGAACCUUAUAUUGGCCAAGGACCUGUGGCCGUCCUACUGUGGACUCAACGCCAUCAUCCCCUUCAACGGCACCUUCUCCGGGGAGGUGUGUGAGGGGGAGGUGGGUGACUGGGACCCCGAGACGUGCACUACCCGUGGCACUAUCGUCUUCCGCUCCAACACGUGCGCCACGCUCAUUUUCCCGCAAGAGUUCCAGUGCCUGUCCUUCAUCCAGACGGACGACAUCAAGCCCGAGCAGCUACUCCUCACCCGCAGCAUGGACGGCCGGAGCGAAUUCAACUGCUGGAUUAUCUCAAGCGACUUGACUGGACUGCGCUGGCCGUACCGCGUGCUGUACCGCAUGCCUACCACCCAGUGCUCACGCCUCACCGAGAUGGAGAUCGGCAUCACGCGGCAAGCCAAGGCCACCCUGCAUCUGGACGACAGGGGACGCUCAAAACUUGCAAACCCGACCAGGAGAUGCAGUUGACGGCAACCCUGGAGGCAGUGACCAAGUCCACCGAUCCCAAGUACCUCCUCCCAGCCAUCAAGAACGACCCCCGAAGUGUCAACAUCAACUCGCAGGGACCUCCCAUGAGCAACACGCAGCCCACGCCCUCUAGCGGCCUGAGUUCCGGAGCUGAGAGUGCUCGCCCCUGCGGCCUCCUCGUCCUCGUGCUGCUGGUGGAGGCAGCGGUUCGCGUUGCGCUCUCCUCAUCCCAGUCUCCUCGCGGUCCUCCGCUCUCUUCAUGGCCCGCUGCCCUCGGGCCGCAGGUGGGCCCCAGACGGUGACUGGCCAAGGUGGCAGCGAGGAUUCUCUAGGUCUACUGUCGUUAUGUGUGUCUGUCUCAGCUUCUCGUUAUGUGUCGUCAGCUGACCUGAAACAUUCCGUACUAAGAAGAUUCAUCUACCUGUCACGACUGUCCCUGCGGUGUGCUGGCCAACUGUCACAGUAUUUCUGGGCGCGUGCUAGGUAGCUGUCACAACUCUACUGCGGCAAGCUACCCAGCUGUCAUGUCUGUUUUACUAUCGAAUGCUAAAACCCGUUACCUGGUUGCUGACACCAUUAAGUGCCAAAAACGACGUCACAAGACUUACAUCGCGAUUUCAGCAUGGCUGCCGAUGCUAAAAAUAGCGUGUCUACACGCAUGUCACAGGGCGUGUGAUAUCCACAGAUAGACGACAUGUCAAAACAGCUGUGUCUACACUCAAAGCGAGUGAUGUCACAAUAUGUUGCCUUGACUGGAGAAAUCGGAUUUCUUUCCCGGAUGAGGGCUUUUUUUUUUUUUAGGGAAUCCGUGCAGGCAGUUGUUCCUCCUGUUUUAAAAAUGCUUCGAGACAUAAUGCUACAAAUAUCUUGCUGUCAGGAUUGUUUUUUGUUGGGUGGUCUGAAAAUUGUUCUCGCCAAAUUUGUCCAUGUUCAGAACCGAGUUAGUGUUUGCUUCAACAUAACUCAUACCAACCAGUGUUCUAAACUUGGUAAGCUCUCCAAACUCCUAAUGUUAUAAGGUUGGACCAAUCAAAAGAGUCUUGUACGAUGGGGACUGGGGUAGAAAUUUUCGUUCACCACGCGAUGACAUCUCAGGAAAUCUGAGAACGUAUCGUUGCACAAACAAAUUCACAGUCGAGAGAGCGAUAGAGAAUGAGAGAGAGAGAUCGGUGACUGGUCUUGAUUAAGGGAACCUGUGUGGACUGUACGUGUAUAGUCACUAGGGGGCUCGAAACAGAUACAUAUGCAAAAAAACAACAACAAACAACAACGCAAAAGGAUGCUUUGUCACUUAAGGACAAUCACUUUCAAUGCUGCAAAGUUUCUUAGUGUGUGUGGCCUUUGUGUCUCCAAACCUUAUGAGAACCUUCGACCUGUAUGCAGGAUUAUAAAAACUAAGGCACUGAUACGGUGUGGUGUUUACUCCCCUCAGUUUUGUACACAAGUGGAUAAGAAAAAUAUAGUCAAACUGUUUGUAUUGACUGUUAAAAACAUUUUAUUUGUGCAUAUUUAGUGAUCAUUUAAUCACUUGUAUUAUUUACUAGCUCUAUUAUUGACCCAUUGUGUCACUGUUGUAGAUAAUAUUUUAAUGUUUAUUUACACACUUCUUGAAAUGUUUUUGUAGCUAAUCAACGUUCUUUUAUUUACCUCCUAAAACUGACCGCUUGGUUGCCAAUCGAAAGACGGAUUCUUUGAGGCAUGUCCAAUUCCUCCUUGCUGCAUUUUACUGGAGAGAACGGUCCUUUGCAUCUUGCUGCCGCCUCCAGCAAUCCGGCUUUCCUAACACUUUCAGAACUCAGCAUUUUUUUGGGUUUUAAAAUGUCUUACCAUAUCAUAUCCACUGACGCAUUGCAAACAUUUGUGCCAAAAAAUAAAUGUGCUGCUUUUUCUAACGUAGAUGCGCUGUGCUGGUAACACGAAGACUUUGGAACUAUACACAUGGAAAUGAUAUUGUAUGUUAAUAUUCCGCAAGGAAGACAUUCACGGACCAGUCCACAAGAGUAAAAUGAGCGUUUAGUCGUUAUUGUUGUUGUUGCUGGUGGUGUUGGUGGUGGUGGCGGUGAUAAUCUAAUGAUAGUUGUGUUGAAAUUGCCUAGACAAUGUUAUGUCGCAAAAGCAGUUACCUUCACGAGUGCUUGCGUGUGUUGCGCACAUUUUUGGAUACUGUGAAAAGUUGAGACUAAGGAGUUUUCAGAAGGAAUCUUCAUGAAGACUUAUGUGCCCUUGGAAGCCUUGGCAAAGCAUCAUUCAUUCGCCUGUUAGGGUCAAGUCGUAUCUGUGACUAGUUUGUGGUUCAGCGAGUUUCUUUUUUGCAUAGUAGUGUUGUACAUACAGUUUUAGUUGUCAAAGAUUACCUAACUGCAGUUAAGUGGCCAAGCUGUCAGCCACAACUGCUGUGUGACCGGUUGGUUUUUGUUUUUGUUUUUGUUUUUGUUUUUUUUUUUUUUUUUGUAAGAGCAUUAAUUAGAGAUUCUGACAACUGUUUGUGCAGCUUCUACAAAGAAGAAAUGUAGGUACCGCUCGGCUUCUGCCCUAGAAGUGGAAUUUAGUCAGCAGAAUGGUUGAAGAUGAGGGUUGGAAUUCUUAUCCAGUCUGUAAGCUACAUACAGUCCGGUCAAGCCUAUAACCUCGGACUCAGCUGGCCCUAUGGGCUCCUAGUUGUCGUGUGUCCAUGGGUGGCAGAGGUCAGAGGUUAUUAGCUUGCGCCGUAUUAAUGGAGGAUUACAGGCUCGAGGUGAAGUCCCGCCGUGGUCUAGAAAUGGAAUGUAGAUCGCUCUAGAUUAGAGUUGAGUGUUACUGACCCCGUAUAACUAAUUGCUUUCAUGUGCGCGUGACUGCGAAGGUGUGUACCUACCUGCCUACAGACCUGUCUGUCUGUCUGUCUUAUUUACACAUGUAUCGCAGACCUGAUAUUUUGUGGAUAACAUGGCACUUGAACGAUUGAUGAAGCAGUUCCCUUCACGGCAAUAAAAAACUCAUGUCAA